AUGAUUGAUAUCACAAAUCAAUUGAAAUUCAUGGACAUGGAGAUUUCAGAGGGUGUUCUGAUUUGCCAAGGUGGAGACAAAGGGAUGACUUCGAGGGCGGCAGCCAUUGAGAGAGAUUGCUCUAUUAAUGGUGUUACUUUCUUUUAUGCGAUGAUAAAGGACCACGGUGUAAAGAAUAUUUUGCCUGUAUGGUGCAUGGAGGCAACCCCCAGCCUAGCUUGUGCUAAUACAUGUGUGUUUUGUUGAAGGCACCAUACCAAUCCUGUUGGGAAGAGUUGGCAGUGGAAGUUAGAUGAUCCUCUAGAAAUUGUAAAUGCUGCAAUCGAUGAGCACACAGAGACGAUUAAGCAAAUGAAAGGAGUUCCAGGAGUGACUACGGACCGUCUGUUUGAAGGUCUUUCACCUAGACAUUGUGCCCUUUCCCUUGUUGGUGAGCCUAUCAUGUACCCAGAGAUCAAUGCCCUCAUUGAUGAACUGCACAAGCAACGGAUUUCUACAUUUCUUUUAACAAAUGCCCAGUUUCCAGAAAGAAUUAGACUUCUUAAACCCAUUACACAGCUGCAUGUGAGUGUAGAUGCUGCAACUAAAAAGAGCUUGAAGGCAAUAGACAGACCUCACUUUGGGGAUUUCUGGGAAUGAUUCGCUGAUUCAUUGAGGGCACUCCGCGAGAAGGAGCAGAGAACUGUGUACCACUUGACUUUAGUCAAAGGAUGGAAUGCCGAGGACAUAGAUGCAUACUAUGAGUUGUUCAGCAUUGGAAAGCCAGACUUUGUUGAAAUAAAGGGUGUUACCUACUGUGGCUCGUUUGCAACUUCCAAAUUGACAAUGGAGAAUGUACCAUGGUAUUUGGAUGUGAAAGCCUUCUCUGAGGUUUUGGCCUCAAAGAGUGGCAGCGAAUAUGAAAUUGCCUCCGAACAUACCCAUUCUUGUUGUGUACUCCUGGCAAGAGCUGACAAGUUCAGGGUUAAUGGCCAAUGGUUCACUUGGAUUGACUAUGAAAGGUUCCAUGACUUGGUAAUCUCUUUCUUUCUCUCUCUCUCACACACACACAACAAACAGCUUUCAGGUGUGCCCUUUGGUGGUAAGGAUUACAUGGCGGCCACACCCUCCUGGGCUGUUUAUGGUGCUGAGGAAGGUGGGUUUGAUCCAGAUCAGGCCCGUUAUAAGAAAGAGCGACGACAUGGAAGUUGUAAUGGUCAAAACCGUCAGCCUGUAAGCUAA
This is a messenger RNA of Amborella trichopoda, 1221 nucleotides long. The record is from RefSeq and is a predicted model, not a curated record. Lineage: Eukaryota; Viridiplantae; Streptophyta; Magnoliopsida; Amborellales; Amborellaceae.